This is a messenger RNA of Theobroma cacao (cacao), 1441 nucleotides long. RefSeq names its product protein CONTINUOUS VASCULAR RING 1-like. The record is from RefSeq and is a predicted model, not a curated record. Gene Ontology annotation, biological process: stem vascular tissue pattern formation. Lineage: Eukaryota; Viridiplantae; Streptophyta; Magnoliopsida; Malvales; Malvaceae. Gene Ontology annotation, cellular component: Golgi apparatus.
AAUUAGUGCUAAAAAACACCAACAUCUCCUCGAAAAAUCCUCCCAUGCCACAGCUCCGACCUCACCCUUCCCACGAGUCACGACCUGACCCCCUGUCAUUAUUUUACUGUAUUAUUCUUUUUUAAAAAAUAUAAAUAAAUUAUUCAAAAAUAAAAAACACGGAAAGCAGCCAAAUUGCGGAAGCAGAUUUCAAAGGGUCCUCCCCUCACCUCCAAGUGUACCAAAAUUGAACUCUUCCUGUUUAGUGUUAUUUUUUCUUCUUCUUCUUAACUGAUAAAGAGCUAGGGCUUUUGGAUUAUUGGGGAGGGGAUUAGCAGCGGUGUUUCUGGCGAUGGGAGAUGAAAAAUCGACGAUCGUGAUGGCGAGUAGAGAUAGAGACAUUAGGGAUCGAGAGCUUCUAAUCCCGGUCGCUGACUCCGUCCAUGAUGAUUCCUCCAAACCUUCUUCUUCAUCUUCUUCGCAUCACACCGGCCGCGAGACCUUUUAUAAAGUUGUCAGAAGCUGGGCUUCAAAGAAGUUCAUGACAGGAUGUGUCAUUCUGUUUCCUAUUGCAAUCACUUUCUACAUAACAUGGUGGUUUAUUCACUUUGUGGAUGGCUUUUUCUCUCCAAUUUAUGCUCAACUUGGAAUUGAUAUAUUUGGUCUUGGAUUUGUAACUUCUAUAACAUUCAUCUUCUUGGUUGGGGUAUUCAUGUCAUCUUGGUUGGGAGCAUCUGUCCUAGGCCUUGGGGAGUGGUUUAUCAAACGAAUGCCAUUUGUUCGUCAUAUCUACAAUGCCUCCAAGCAGAUUAGUUCUGCCAUAUCACCAGAUCAGAACACACAGGCCUUCAAGGAAGUAGCCAUCAUAAGGCAUCCACGUAUUGGUGAAUAUGCAUUUGGGUUCAUCACUUCAGCUGUUACUCUGCAGAGCUACUCUGGUGAAGAAGAGCUAUGCUGUGUCUAUGUUCCCACGAAUCAUCUUUACAUUGGUGAUAUAUUCCUCGUCAAUACCAAGGAUGUUAUCAGACCGAAUCUAUCAGUCCGAGAAGGAAUUGAAAUUGUUGUGUCCGGAGGCAUGUCCAUGCCCCAGAUCCUGUCAACACUGGAUACACGUUUGCCACUGGAAAGAAGUAGAUCUGACAGAAGCUGAGAUAUAAGGUGACAGUUGUAGAGCUUUUAUUUAUUGUAUUAUCUCUGGUUUCAGAUUUGAGUCAUCAGAGCGGCCUCACAAUCAAUGUGUUGGUAAUGCGGGAUUCGGAAUUAGAUUAUAAAUUUUGUUGGUUGUGUCAGAUUCUGGUGGCAUAUGUAACAUUGCUUGUUUACAUAGAAUGUAACACUGUUUGCCUUCAAAUAUAGUGUGGUUGAUAUGACAGGGCGGCAGUUUGGUGCUGGAUUGUGUUACUUCCAACUAUUAGAACGGCAUCGAUAUUUUAAUGAAUAUGUUCCUAGUUUCUCCUGCCAA